GUGAUCAAAAAGUUUUAAUAAAUUUUUACAUAUAACAUUUAUAAAAAAUUUCAUUUUAAAUAUCAUUUUUUUAUAUUCAACAAUUUUAUAUUCAAUUCUACAAUACGAAGUUAAAUGGUAAAGAUGACAUCUAUAGAUGAAGGAAAAUUAAAACAAAGUUUAUCAAAAUACCAAAAUUCUGAUAUUACAAAAAAACAUGUCAUGAAAGUUCUGAAUCUCUAUAAGGGUUUAAAAUAUAAUGUAGAACCAUUUGUAUUUAAUGACGGAUCACGUAAAGAAUUAUUUAAUUUACAAGGAACAAUACCUGUAUCUUAUAAAGGUAAUUAUUAUAACAUUCCUAUAUGUAUAUGGCUUAUGGAUACACAUCCUAAUAAUGCACCUAUGUGUUAUGUCAAGCCUACUGCAGAUAUGAGCAUUAAAGUUAGUAUGUUUGUUGAUCAUAAUGGAAAAAUUUAUUUACCGUACCUCCAUGAUUGGUUACCACAUUCAUCUGAUUUACUUAGUUUAAUUCAAAUAAUGAUUGUAACAUUUGGAGAACAACCACCUGUUUACGCUAAACCACGACAAGGUAUACAAGCAACUUCUACACCUUAUCCUGUACAACCUUUCAUGCCUGUACCUGGAAGUGGAACACAUAUACCUGGUUCUAGUUUUCCAUCAUAUCCUCAAAACUCACAAUAUACAGGUGGAAAUAACAUUUAUCCUCCAUACAUGUCUACAACAUCUUCUGGAUUUCCAUAUCAAGGUUAUGGUUCAUAUGGAGGAACUGCAUCAAAUUAUCCGUCACAAGGUUGUACUGGUUCUUUUCAAUAUCCUCCAUCAACACAACCAUCUCCAACAGUACCUGCUACUGCUGGUGCAUCAGGUACAAUUACAGAAGAACAUAUUAGAGCUUCAUUAUUAUCAGCAGUAGAAGACAAAUUAAGACGAAGACUUAAAGAACAAUUUUCACAAUUGUCAGCUGAAUUAGAAACAUUACGUAGAACACAGCAAGAACUUACAAGUGGAUCUGCUCAUCUAACAGAUUUAUUUGAUAGAUUAAAAAAAGAGAAAACUGAACUCGAAAAAAAUAUUAGUAUACUUCAAGAUAAAGAAGCUGAAUUGGAAAAAGAAAUUGCAAAACUUUCUGAUAAUCAAUCAAUAGAUGUUGAUGAAGCUGUUACAACAAUCGCACCACUUUACAAACAAAUGUUAAAUGCAUUUGCGGAAGAAGCAGCUACAGAAGAUGCUAUCUAUUAUUUAGGCGAGGCUUUACGUUGUGGUAUUAUAGAUUUAGAUGCAUUUUUAAAACAAGUACGACAACUUUCACGCAGACAAUUUAUGCUAAGAGCUCUUAUGCAACGUUGUCGUCAAAAAGCAGGAUUGGCUGGUUAAAUAUCUCAUUCAAUUCUUAUCAAGUUGUGCUAUUCAAUAUUUUAUUUUAUUACAAACGAUAUACGCAAUACGAACUGCAUAAAUCCUAUAAAGAUAUGUUAUAGAAAGAAAUAUCUUCGUUAUGGAAA
Molecule: messenger RNA, 1502 nt
Organism: Apis florea (little honeybee)
Lineage: Eukaryota; Metazoa; Arthropoda; Insecta; Hymenoptera; Apidae
Gene: TSG101
Product: tumor susceptibility gene 101
Biological process (GO): protein modification process; protein transport; endosome to lysosome transport
Cellular component (GO): ESCRT I complex
Molecular function (GO): ubiquitin binding
Source: RefSeq, a predicted model, not a curated record